Sebastes umbrosus (honeycomb rockfish) is the source of this 2220-nucleotide messenger RNA. It is a transcript of the gene prph, whose product is annotated as peripherin. The transcript has 9 exons. Lineage: Eukaryota; Metazoa; Chordata; Actinopteri; Perciformes; Sebastidae. Gene Ontology annotation, cellular component: axon; plasma membrane; type III intermediate filament. The record is from RefSeq and is a predicted model, not a curated record. Bases 102 to 1526 code for a protein of 474 amino acids. Gene Ontology annotation, molecular function: structural molecule activity.
CCGGCACUCUUCAGUCUGAUGUCCUGUUGCAUCACGAGCAUCUCCAAGCCUCCAUCUCUUCUUCUUUCCUCAGCGCCAGAGAGAACCGAACAAGACUAACCAUGAGCCACUCUUCAAUGCAUACCUCAACUUCCUACAGGCGCACCUUUGGGAGCCCUCACCCCAUCCCCAUGUCCUCUUACUCCAAUGUGUCCUCCCGCAUGCCCAGUUCUGGGGGGCGCUACAUGCGUUCAAUGUCUCCAGCGGUUGCAUCCCGCUCCACCACCUACCACCAACAGCGUUCUCGCCCCAGCGCUCAGGCCCCUCGCCUCUCCUACGACAAGGUGGACUUCACCCUGUCCGAAGCCAUCAACCAGGAGUUCCUAACCACCCGCAGCAACGAGAAGGCCGAGCUGCAGGAGCUCAACGACCGCUUCGCCAGCUUCAUCGAGAAGGUGCGCUACCUGGAGACGCAGAAUGGUGCACUGCAGCAGGAACUCAACCAGUUCAAGGGCCAGCAGCAGCACGGUCAGCCCAACCGCGCCUCCGACCUCUUCCAGGAGGAGGUGAGGGACCUGCGCCGCCAGCUGGACGACACCGGAAAGGAGAGGGACCAGUACCUUCUGGAGAGGGACAACCUGGGUGAUGACGUGGUCCAGCUCAGGCAGAGGUUGGAGGAAGAAGCCCAGAAGAGGGCAGAUGCUGAAGGUAACCUGGUUGCUUUCCGCAAGGAUGUGGAUGAUGCCACAUUGUCCCGUCUGGAGCUGGAGAGGAAGAUCGAGUCUCUGAUGGAUGAGAUUGAAUUCCUUAAGAAGCUCCAUGAUGAAGAAAUUCAGGACGUACAAGUGAGUGUCCAGACCCAGCAGCUGAAGAUGGAGGUGGAGAGCACCGCCAGGCCUGACCUCACUGGUGCUCUGAGGGACAUCAGGGCCCAGUAUGAGACCAUUGCUUUGAAGAACAUGCAGGAGUCUGAGGACUGGCACAAGUCCAAGUUUAAUGAUUUGACUGAGUCCGCAAAGCGCAACACUGACUCUCUGAGGCAGGCCAAGCAGGAGGCCAACGAGUCCAGGAGGCAGAUUCAGUCUCUCAACUGUGAAGUUGAUGCCAUGAAGAACACGAAUGAAGCUCUGCUGAGGCAGAUGCGUGAAAUGGAGGACCAGUUUGGCAUUGAGAUCGGCAGCUACCAGGACAACGUGGGCAGACUGGAGGAUGAGAUCCGCCACCUGAAGGACGAAAUGGCUCGCCACCUUAGGGAGUACCAAGACCUCCUCAAUGUCAAGAUGGCUCUGGACAUUGAGAUUGCUACUUACCGUAAACUGCUGGAGGGGGAGGAGAGCAGGAUUACUGUUCCCAUGCUCAGUAUGGGCAUGAGCAAUCACCAUGGCGAUCGAGACUUUGAACACGCUCCAGCCAGCAUGAGCAAGAGGACUGUGGUGAUCAAGACCGUUGAGACUAGAGACGGAGAGGUGGUGAAGGAAUCCAAGAGGGAGAAGGAGAGAGAGCCAGUCCGCACCGGCAAGGACGACGACGACGACAACGACGAGUAAAAAAAAAAGUGAAGUCCAGAGCCACGAGAGAAAAAAAUGCAUUAAAAGAAGGAAAAAAAUAGAAAGAAACCUCAAACUCUGAUCUAUGUAGUCCCCAUUCCCCGCUAGUUACAGUAUGUGUUAAAUCGUCUAGCAGAGAGUCUCUCAGUAUAGAAUGAAUGAAUCGACAGUGUCACUUUGGUGCUAUUUAAGCCACCCAACUUUUGCUAAACACUUGUGUCAUCUGUACGGCUAAGCAAAGCCACUUUAUUAACCUACCACUUGAGGCCUUGAUUUACAGUGCAAUCCCGUGGAAUCCUUAGACGACCACACGUUUGUAGCAGAGUAUUAAAGUACAGGCUGAAAUAGAAAGAUUAAAUGGAGGAUUGUAGUAGUUUGAGUCGUAGAUAUGACUUAAUAACAAAACUUCAGACACUGCCGCCCUUUGGUCAACCCACCUUGAAAGACAGGCUGAGAAUAAAUUAACCUAUUUGCAUUUGUUUUAGAAGCUUUGCUAUCAUCUUAUAGUGCAAACCAAUAAAAUCACCAAAGACAUGGAUUAUUAAUAAACAUGUAACACAGGAAAUGUUGAUGCUGAAAAUAUGACAAGUCACCAACUGAAAAGACUUUUGCUGAAUGUGCUUUGCAACGCUGUGUGUAUCUGGCACUAAUGAUGAAUGAAUAUGUAAGUGCAAAUAAACUUAAUUGGAGCAAA